ACUCGAGUGUGCAGAAUGAUCAUAGUAACAUUUGAAGCUUCAAGCUGUUAAGAAAGUUCUUUUGAACCAACAUCCUCUAAGCACUAAACACAUAAAAAGCAACAUGAAGUUCGCCGUUUCCGUAGUCUUGUUCGCUUUGGCCCUUGGCGCUGCCCACUGCUCGGUCAUCCCAUUGGUCACCUCCAUCAAUGGCGUCGUCUUGGCCUCUGCACCCGGUUCCAUUGCCGUACACGCUUCUGCGGUACCAGCUGUGGUAGCUGCCCCAUCACCCGUUCAGAUCGUCACCAGCCCUGUAGUGGCUCCAGCCGUAGUUGCUCCCGCUGUUGUGGCCGCUGAAGGUACCUAUGUUGCCAAAACUCGUGGCGCUGUACAUGUCGCUCCUCUGCCCGGACAUAUACAAUCAGCCGCCUCAGUGAAUUUGGAACCAGCACCAGGCACCCUCUAAAUAUCUACUAGGAAAAUAUAAAUGAAUGGCGUUUCGAACGGGAAUACACGCAUAUACAUAUGUAAUAAGCAAAAAAAUAUAUGCACGCAUCUGGCCAUAGUCAAUUUAACUGGAAGACGUGCUACACAUUUACAUACAAAUAUACAUACAUACAAUGCAACGAUGGAAAAAUAAUUUUAGUUUAAUUAAACAUUUUCGACAACAAAA
Messenger RNA from Anastrepha obliqua, 652 nucleotides. RefSeq names its product adult cuticle protein 1-like. The coding region runs from base 104 to 445 and encodes 113 amino acids. The transcript has 2 exons. NCBI's taxonomy places the organism in Eukaryota, Metazoa, Arthropoda, Insecta, Diptera, Tephritidae. The record is from RefSeq and is a predicted model, not a curated record.